This is a messenger RNA of Closterium sp. NIES-65, 933 nucleotides long. The record is from the annotation of a GenBank genome assembly. Lineage: Eukaryota; Viridiplantae; Streptophyta; Zygnematophyceae; Desmidiales; Closteriaceae.
AUGCCCCACCCUCCUUCGCGAUUACAACUCACCAGCUCGGGCACCUCCCUCCAUCCCCUCCCCCACCUUACUCCCUUCCCUCGCCUGGUGGACAGGCCGCCCUCUCACCACUUAUCACCCUCCCUUCCGUCCUCGCCUCCCUCCUUUCCUCCACAUACACCCCUCUGUUCCCCCGCUUACCCCCCCCCACCCCUCUUUCUCCCACAAUCACCCUUGAUUUCCCCCACUUACUGCUCUCCUUUCCCCGACGCCCUUGCAUGCACCGUCUCCCUCACUUUCCCCGUCUCCCCUACUUUCCCCGUCUCCCCUACUUUCCCCGUCUCCCCUACUUUCCCCGUCUCCCCUACUUUCCCCGUCUCCCCUACUUUCCCCGUCUCCCCUACUUUCCCCGUCUCUCCUACUUUCCCCGUCUCCCCUACUUUCCCCGUCUCCCCUACCUUCCCGUCUCCCCUACUUUCCCCGUCUCCCUCAAUUUCCCCCUUCCCCCCACCCUCCCUCCUGAUUCCCCCCAUCCUCUGCCCUCCUCCCCCCCAACCCCUGCCCUGCUUCCUCCCCCCCCUUUCCCACUUCCUCCCACCCUCUGCCCUGAUUACCCCCACCUUCUGGCCUGCUUCCCUCCAGGGCAGAGGCACACGCCAGGUGAGCCCAGGGGAUGAGAUGAGGGGAUCAAUGGGUGAGAACCACACGGCAGGUGGGGCUGAGGGGAGUGAGAGGGAUAUGAUAGCUGAAGGCCAGCCAGAUCCCAAGAGCAAGCAAUUGCUGCUGCAUUUGUUGUGCUGCCAUUUUCCCCCCCAAUCCCGUCCCCUGCUCGUGCCUCUCACAUCUCCCUCCGCUCCCUCCCAUGUGCCCUCUUUACUCUCCCUCUCCAUAGGAGGACGACCUAGAAGCCUCGCACCAGGGAGACGACAGCAAGGUGCUGGACGCGAAAUGUAA